Molecule: messenger RNA, 4062 nt
Organism: Ruditapes philippinarum (Manila clam)
Lineage: Eukaryota; Metazoa; Mollusca; Bivalvia; Venerida; Veneridae
Product: NADPH--cytochrome P450 reductase-like
Exons: 17
Coding region: 260-2266 (668 amino acids)
Biological process (GO): response to hormone
Cellular component (GO): cytosol
Molecular function (GO): NADPH-hemoprotein reductase activity; flavin adenine dinucleotide binding; FMN binding
Source: RefSeq, a predicted model, not a curated record
GAAUUUAUUCAGUACAUGAUACAAAUGAAAGUUGUAAUAAAUAUGUUUCAAGUUUAAGUGAAAGUGCUCACAUUAAAUUCAUAAUUAUAGCCUUGCAGGGAAAUAGAAGUAUUACGUACAGUAUAAUAUUAAAGGAUUUUAAACAUAGGAGGUUCUUUAUUAAACAAAGGAAGAAACCAUAACUAGACAUCAUUAACAUCAUCAUUGGAAGAAUUCUGUGCCAAAAAAGAGAGAGAGAAGAACAAAUAAGAUUUAAAAGAUGGCAGAAGAGGCAGAAGCAGAAUCGGGAGCUUAUUUUUCCAAUUUAGAUUUCUUCAUUCUCUCACUCAUGGCUGGAAUGGCUGUCUAUUGGUACUUCUUCAAGAAUAAGCAGAAAGAACAACCCACGUUUAAAAAGUUGACAGUUGCACCUUUGGCACGAAGUUCGUCAUAUGACCCAAGCUUUAUCAAUAAAAUGAAGAAUUCUGGCAGGAACGUUGUGGUUUUCUAUGGUUCCCAGACAGGCACAGCUGAAGAGUUUGCAGGUCGACUUGCAAAAGAUUGUGCUGGGUAUGGAAUGAAAGGCAUGGUAGCUGAUCCAGAAGAGUGUGAAAUGGAGGAUUUAGCUCGGCUAACAGAGUUAGAGAAUGGAAUGGCAAUAUUUUGUAUGGCAACAUACGGUGAAGGUGAUCCUACAGACAACGCCCAGGAGUUUUAUGAAUGGUUGCAGACGGGCGAUGUAGAGCUUACAGGCGUUAAGUUUGCUGUUUUUGCAUUAGGAAAUAAAACAUAUGAGCAUUACAAUGCAAUGGGGAAAUAUGUUGAUAAGAGAAUAGAAGAACUAGGAGGGGAGCGUGUCUUUGAACUAGGUCAGGGUGAUGAUGAUGGCAAUAUUGAGGAAGAUUUUGUUACAUGGAGAGAAAAGUUUUGGCCUGCAGUUUGUGAGCAUUUUGGAGUAGAGGCUACAGGAGACCAAGUAAAUGUUCGCCAGUACACCUUAGAAGUUCAUGAGAAUUUGCCAGCUGAGAAAGUAUUCAAGGGAGAAAUAGCGAGACUGAGAUCAUUUGAAAACCAAAGACCACCUUUUGAUGCUAAGAACCCAUAUCUAGCACCUGUUAAAGUGAACAGAGAGCUUCAUAAAAGUGGCGACAGAUCCUGUAUGCACAUAGAGUUUGAUAUCUCUGGAUCAAAAAUAAGAUACGAGGCUGGGGACCAUGUUGCUGUUUAUCCUAUCAAUGACACAGAAAUUGUUGAGGCUAUUGGAAAACGUCUUAACAUUGAUCUAGAUACAGUAUUUACACUCACCAAUGUUGAUGAGGAGGCCAGCAAGAAGCACCCAUUCCCAAACCCGUGUUCAUAUCGUACUGCUUUACUUCACUACCUCGAUAUCACUCAUUGUCCACGUACCCACGUUCUACGUGAACUUGCCGAAUAUGCUGAAGAUGAAAAAGAUAAAGAGUUCCUUCUGAAAUUGACCUCCCCUACACCUGAAGGAAAGAGUUUAUAUGGAGAAUGGGUUCUAAAGUCACACAGAACUAUUUUACAUAUUUUGGAAGAUCUGAAGUCAUUACAGCCAAAUAUUGACCAUAUUUGUGAGCUGUUACCACGGUUACAGGCUAGAUACUAUUCCAUCUCUUCAUCACCAAAGGAACAUCCUACAAGUAUUUCUAUAACAGCUGUGGUUGUUAAAUAUGAAACCAAAACUGGUCGCACUGCUAAAGGAGUAGCGACUAACUGGAUGGCCACCAUGAAACCUGAUAAUGGCACCAAAUACACAGUCCCAAUUUAUGUCAGGAAGUCACAGUUCAGAUUACCAUUCAAGACAAACAUGCCAGUGUUAAUGAUUGGACCUGGGACAGGACUUGCACCAUUCCGUGGGUUUUUACAAGAGAGACAUUUCCUCAAAACUGAGGGUAAACCAGUGGGAGACACUGUGUUAUAUUUUGGUUGUCGAAAGCAAGCAGAGGACUUCAUUUAUGAGGAUGAGUUACAAGAAUACGAGAAGAACGGCACAUUGACGAAGAUGCAUCUAGCAUUCUCUCGUGACCAGGCAGAGAAAGAAUAUGUUCAGCAUCUUCUGAAAAAGAAUGCAGAAGAAACAUGGAAGUUAUUGGAAUCUGGAGGACAUUUAUAUGUAUGCGGGGAUGCUAGGAAUAUGGCCAGGGAUGUACAUGACACACUGACCUACAUUAUACAGGAAUGUGGCGGCAUGGACUCAACCAAAGCUGCAGACUAUAUUAAGAAACUACAAAACAAGGGACGUUACUCUUGUGAUGUCUGGAGUUGAAGAGUUACCUUUUCUUUUCUUCUAAAAUCGGCACCAAAGGAGUUCUGCAAUACAAAAUGGGUUCAACUGUGACUUUCCAAACUUUGUGUAAAUCUAAUAAAUUUAGUUUGUAAAUAUGAAUGAUCAUUUAGUGGACAAAACAGUAAUGUUCACCUAUUUGUACAGGUUGAAAAAGCACAAAAUGGAAACCAGCUUUAAAAACUAAAGACUAAAAAUUUCAUGUACUUGAUUUAUAAAUUUGUAGAAAAAUAUUCUUAUCCAAAUAAUGAUAAAAAUAACAUGGUUAUUUAUACCUAUUAUUUAUAUUUAACAGGACCCAAGUAAAAUAAGCAUCGGAGACCCAUUGAUAUAUUGUAUACUUGUUAUUUCAAACCAGUCUGGAAUUGGCUCAUUAUCAUUGGUUGAUUUACUUGAAUUUAAAUAAAAGAAGACAAAACAACCAAUCAGAAAGCAGCUUAUUUGAGACUGGUCUCAUUCCUUUUGUACAUUGCAUGUCUGUCUGCUUCAGAGACAAUUUAGGUCAAUAUAAGUGCAUGUGAUAAAAUUUGUUUAGACAAAUAUAUAUUUUGCAUAUACUGUAUAAAGAAACAUGGGUACAAUUAUAUAUUGUUUAAUGAGUGUUAUGUUUCAUGAAUAAGAGAAUGUAUGUUAUAUUCUAUACAUAUUUCAAUCCUUUAAUUAGGAAAUAGAUAUCAAUUUUGAGUGCAUUAUUGUAAUUUCAAGUUCAAGUGCACAACUAGUGUAGAGGUUGUAAGAAUGGAGGAUGAAUUAAACAUUAUGUGUGAAUUAUUAUCAAUGCUGUGUAUUUAUUAAUACAGAAAAAAACAACAGUUUACAAACAUCCAAAAAGUUUUUUCUUCCAGAGUUUCAUCAAAAUUUAAUGCACUGCGAGAAUGAGUGACUUAACUAAAAAAUGUUAUAUAUUAAUAAGCAAAAAGGGUUAUUUUCUUUUUUAAAUUCUGUCAAACCUGUGUAUUUUAUAAAGAAGUUAUUGAUCCCAGUUAAGAUUGAUCCUAGAGACAAUCAUAGAGAACAUGUUUAAGAAAUAUACACUGUACUAUGUACUGGUUAUUUCAAGAUUUCAUCUCAUUUAUUGAGUAAGAAUGUUAACAAGACUAUAUAGUUAUAUAACAGAGAUGUAUGUUGUUGUAAGAAUAUGUUGUGUUACCGUAUGUCAUUGCUCAUUGUAGUGUUGAACAAUGGAAAUAUGAAACAAAGUUAUCUUGAAGCUAUACCUUAAACAUCUUAUCUUGGCACAGUUAUACUCAAAUUUAAGAUAAAGAAAUUAAUUGAAAAUGAACCAAAUUACAAAUGUAUAUAUAUAACAGUAAAACAAAAAAAAAAUAAUUUCUUUUUUAGAUUUAAUACAUAAUUUAAAGAGUUAGAAUUUUUCAGAAGUGUGAGACGUAAUCAAGUGAUCUUUGAAUAAAUGAAUACCUGAACUAAAUCUGAAUGACGAAUAUCCCAGUAAUAAUAACAACAAUAAAUAUUUGUAAUUAAACAUAUUAUUUUAAUUUGGUGCUAAUUAAUAAAUACAUUGGUCUUAUCAGUGAAUUAUGUAUCUUAAUAAAUUCAUUGUGUAAACUUACUAGCGUCAUAAACUGAAAUUGAACUAAGAUUAAAGUAAAUUGGUCUAUAAUGUUAGGUCUGUUACACAAUGAAUUAUUACGCUGAUAUAUGUUAGUAUUAGACAUAAUAACAAACCAAGAGUAAUACAUGGAAGUUGUAGGCAAAUGCGAGAUACAUUACUCGAUAUAUUACAUAUAUUUAUAUAGCAAAUAAUAAAAUGUGUUAAA